CUACAAGCUCAGCGCCUGCCUGCCCCUGGACACCAUGUGGUUCCCGGUUCUGUGCCUUGCCCUGUCCCUGGCAGGGACCGGCGCUGUGCCCCCCAUUCAGUCCCGGAUCGUCGGAGGCCAGGAGUGUGAGAAGCAUUCCCAGCCCUGGCAGGUGGCUAUAUACCACUUCAGCACCUUCCAGUGUGGGGGCGUCCUGGUGGCCCCCCAGUGGGUGCUCACAGCCGCUCACUGCAAGAGCGAAAAUUACCAGGUCUGGCUAGGUCGCCACAACCUGUUUGAGGACGAAGACACGGCCCAGUUCGCCAGUGUCAGUGAGGACUUCCCAAAUCCGGGAUUCAACCUGAGCCUCCUGGAAAACCACACCCGCCAGCCAGGAGAGGACUACAGCCACGACCUCAUGCUGCUCCGUCUGCAGGAGCCCGUCCAGCUCACACAGGACGUGCAGGUCCUGGGUCUGCCCACCAAGGAACCCCAACUGGGGACCACCUGCUACGCCUCCGGCUGGGGCAGCGUCAAGCCAGACGAGUUCUCUUACCCAGACGAUCUCCAGUGUGUGGACCUCACCCUCCUACCCAAUGAGAAGUGUGCCACAGCCCACCCCCAGGAGGUGACAGACUGCAUGCUAUGUGCUGGACACCUGGAGGGCGGCAAGGACACCUGCGUGGGUGACUCAGGGGGCCCGCUGAUCUGCGAGGGUAUGUUGCAAGGAAUCACGUCAUGGGGCCACGUCCCGUGUGGCACUCCCAAUAAGCCCUCCGUCUACACCAAAGUGAUUUUGUAUCUGGACUGGAUCAAUCAGACCAUGACUGACAACCCCUGAAUGCCCCCGCCCUGUCCUUUACCCCUAGUAAAAUCAAAUAUGCAUCAAA
Molecule: messenger RNA, 869 nt
Organism: Capra hircus (goat)
Lineage: Eukaryota; Metazoa; Chordata; Mammalia; Artiodactyla; Bovidae
Product: kallikrein-1
Exons: 5
Coding region: 35-820 (261 amino acids)
Biological process (GO): regulation of systemic arterial blood pressure; zymogen activation
Molecular function (GO): serine-type endopeptidase activity
Source: RefSeq, a predicted model, not a curated record